GUGGUUCUCUCUUCAACCCUUAGGCUAGCCAUGGAAGUGGGUGGUUCUUUGUUGGCUGUUAUACCAAUCUUUUGUGGACUUAUGGUGUUGAGAUGGCUUCUCAGAAAUGUGAAUUGGUGGCUCUAUGAGCGUCCUUUAGGUGAGAAGCAGUACUCUCUACCUUUAGGAGACUUGGGAUUGCCCUUCAUUGGAAAUAUGUGGUCUUUUCUCUUUGCCUUCAAGUCUGGUCAUCCUGAAUCCUUCUUGGCCUCCAUUGUCUCCAAAUACGGAAACAAUGGAAUAUACAAGGCGUUGAUGUUUGGGAAGCCAAGUGUGAUUGUGACAACGCCAGAAGCGAGCAAGAGGGUUUUAAUGGAUGAUGACAAAUUUGAGCCUGGUUGGCCAGCUUCCACAGUGGAGCUCAUGGGAAAGAAAUCAUUCAUUUCAAUUCCUUAUGAAGAACACAAGCGUCUAAGGCGCCUGACUUCUGCUUCCAUCAAUGGCAUGGAUGCCUUGUCCUUUUACUUGACCAAAAUUGAAGACAUUGCCAUAUCUUCAUUGGACAAAUGGAGCAAGAUGGGAGAGAUUGAGUUUCUCACCGAGCUGCGAAGAUUCACCUUUCGUAUCAUCAUGCAUAUUUUCUUAGGCUCUGAGGGAGACGCUGUUAUGCAUAAUCUGGAAAAUGAGUACACAGCCCUAAAUCUUGGUGUUAGAGCUAUGAAAAUCAAUCUUCCUGGAUUUGCAUAUCACAAGGCCCUUAAGGCUAGGAAAACUCUAGUGGAUGUAUUUCAAAGCGUUGUGGAUCAAAGAAGAAAAGAAAGGAAUGAAAAUGUUCAUUAUAGAAAAUCUAGAGACAUGAUCGAUGGUCUAAUGGAUGCAACAGAUGAAAAUGGAAAGAAAUUGGACGAUGAACAAAUUAUUGACAUCAUGUUAAUGUAUUUGAAUGCUGGUCAUGAAUCUUCAGGUCACACUACAAUGUGGGCCACAGUUUACUUGCAACAACACCCAGAAAUUUUCCAGAAGGCUAAGGCUGAACAGGAAGAAAUCAUCAAAAGAAGACCUCCAACACAGACUACCUUGACACUCAAGGAAAUUCGACAAAUGGAAUAUCUUUCUAAGGUGAUUGAUGAAACUAUGCGUUUGGUUACAUUUUCGUCGAUGGUGUUUCGGGUAGCAAAAUCUGAUGUGAAUAUUAAUGGCUACCUUGUUCCCAAAGGAUGGAAAGCUAUUGUUUGGUUCAGGGCAAUUCAUUUUGAUCACAAGAUAUAUCCAAAUCCUUUGGAAUUUAAUCCUUCCAGAUGGGAUAAUUUUAUACCAAAAGCUACAGAGUUUAUGCCAUUUGGAGCUGGAAGUAGACUUUGUCCAGGAAAUGAGCUUGCAAAGCUGGAAAUCAUAGUUUUCCUUCAUCACUUUCUUCUCAAUUAUCAGCUUGAACGUCUCAAUCCUAAGAGUCCUGUUAUGUACCUUCCACAUACAAGGCCUGUUGAUAACUGUGUGGCUAGGAUUCAUAAGAUAUCCAAAGCGUGAUUAGCCUUGGAGGGAUACUAAAUGAACACAACAUCCGCAGUUUUUAUUUGGUCUUUUUUUUUUAAUUAGUAAUUUCUCCAUAUAUGUAAGUUCCAUGGAGAAUUCCUUGUUUGGACAUCUUAUAUAUGUGUCAUUGAUGCUGCUAAUCAUAAUAUGUAAUAAUAUUCCGGAUGCUAUG
Molecule: messenger RNA, 1684 nt
Organism: Prosopis cineraria
Lineage: Eukaryota; Viridiplantae; Streptophyta; Magnoliopsida; Fabales; Fabaceae
Product: ent-kaurenoic acid oxidase 1-like
Exons: 8
Coding region: 31-1506 (491 amino acids)
Biological process (GO): sterol metabolic process; brassinosteroid biosynthetic process; brassinosteroid homeostasis
Cellular component (GO): endoplasmic reticulum
Molecular function (GO): heme binding; iron ion binding; ent-kaurenoic acid monooxygenase activity
Source: RefSeq, a predicted model, not a curated record